Molecule: messenger RNA, 1067 nt
Organism: Trichomycterus rosablanca
Lineage: Eukaryota; Metazoa; Chordata; Actinopteri; Siluriformes; Trichomycteridae
Gene: ssbp1
Product: single-stranded DNA binding protein 1
Exons: 7
Coding region: 153-596 (147 amino acids)
Biological process (GO): mitochondrial DNA replication; positive regulation of helicase activity
Cellular component (GO): mitochondrial nucleoid
Molecular function (GO): single-stranded DNA binding
Source: RefSeq, a predicted model, not a curated record
AAUAAACACGAAGAAGAAAAAGAACGCGAGGUAAAGAAAAAAGAAGAAGAAGUUGGAGGGCAGGGAACAGCGUGAAUAGUUCCAUCUUGCUAUUACAGGAGCAUCCAUCAGAAUCACAUCAGCCAUUUUACUUUGUAAGAAAAUCCACAAGAAUGCUUCGGAGGGUGCCAGCACAGCUGCUGGGGCAGAUUGUCAGACACAGUUCCACAGAUGCCAGCCUCAUUUUGGAGAGAUCAAUUAAUAAAGUACAGCUGUUGGGUCGUGUCGGCCAGGACCCUGUUAUGAGACAGGUUGAUGGCAGAAACCCUGUCACAAUCUUCUCAAUGGCCACUAAUGAAGUGUGGCGCUCUGGAGAGGGAGAGGCCACACAAACAGGAGAUGUCAGUCAGAAAACAACAUGGCACAGAAUCUCUGUGUUCAAGCCAGGUCUGAGAGAUGUGGCCUAUCAGUAUGUAAAGAAAGGGUCUCGAAUUCUUGUUGAGGGAAAGCUGGACUAUGGAGAAUAUGUGGAUAAAAACAGCGUAAGGCGACAAGCCACCACCAUCAUUGCAGACACCAUUGUCUUUUUGAGUGACAACGUACGGGAUAGAGACUAGGACAUUUGUUCUGAAAAUUAUGUUGAGGAUAUAUUAUACAAAUUUGUUACUUUUACUUUUUGUGACUGCAUUGCUUAUCAGCUGUAAAAACUAAACAGUCACCUUUAUUACCAUUGGGUCAGACUUCCAAAUGUGACAAGGUGCUAAUAAAAUGCACGUUUAUUAAGUAUACAAAUCUGAGAUAACAUUAAUUGUAUUGGCGACAACAAUAUUCACUACUGAUACAUUGUUGAUGGUAUUACUUUACCAAAAGAACAUGUUUUUUUCUUUACUGAUGUCUUUUUCUAAUGUUUUGGUAUCUUUAGUUUUAGAACUUAAAUCUAACUAAUCUAAAUGGGAUACUUAAAUCUAACUGAUUUUACUAAUUUUAGUAUUGUCUGUAGUUGCCUUAAACUGAGGAAACUUCUAUACAGCCAUUUACUGACCAUAAUUAACAUGGCAAAAAACUGUAUUGCAUUUUAAUAAAAAAUA